Messenger RNA from Paramormyrops kingsleyae, 528 nucleotides. The record is from RefSeq and is a predicted model, not a curated record. Lineage: Eukaryota; Metazoa; Chordata; Actinopteri; Osteoglossiformes; Mormyridae.
AGACUUAUCUCUCAAGUGAGAGAGGUGUGAGUUGUGCUUUUUUUAGCAGGGAGGUCGAGCCCGGCAGGGUUACCCGAAAUACACGGGCAAGGGCGUGUGUGGCUGCUGGGAUGUGUGAUUAUAGCCGGCCUGCUGCUUUAACCUGCGUUUCUGCUUUUCAGCCAACCAGAAAGAGCGCCGCCUUCCCCAGCUUCGUGGACGUCCCGGGCCCCUGCGAGCCAGAGGACCUCAUUGAUGGUAUCAUCUUUGCUGCCAACUACCUGGGAUCCACGCAGCUUCUGUCUGAGCGGAACCCACCGAAGAGCGUUCGCAUGAUGCAGGCCCAGGAGGCCGUCAGCCGAGUUAAGGUAAGGCGGGUCCAGGAGGCCGUCAGCCGGGUCGGUGUAAGGCGGGUCCAGGAGGCCGUCGGCCGGGUCGGUGUAAGGCGGGUCCAGGAGGCCGUCGGCCAGGGCUCCCCGAGUCCCACUUCUGUCACCGUGGUAACACUCGGCUGGGAAGGGACGACCUUCCUGUUCGGGUAUAGAACGG